AUGAGAGGACGAACUGUAUUUCCUAUAAACACGUCCUCUUGGAAAAGCACUUCUUAUGUUCAAAUUAACAUAUAUGAUACAAAUCUUCAGGAACUUCAGGAGGAGGGGGUUGAUAUCAAGCAUAUACUGCAACAUAUUGGCUAUCGCUCUGUUGUCAUGGAAGUUCCUAUUUUGGCUGACUUGCAAAGCUCCGCGCGACAACCUUGUGCCCGCCGUGUCAAGUCGUUUAGUGGGUUCUAUGGUGCAUGCGGCAAUAAGGAAGGCCACCAGUCCGCGGUCGCCACAACUGAAGCGACUGUUUCUGAAAAUAUUGGUCGUGGAAGACUAGUGAAGGAAGAGAAUGACUGCUGUGCCGGACCUAUAAAGCACGAAGACUUGGGUGUCGAUGAAGUUGCGGUAAACGAAGAGUUCGCUGUGGACGCCAUGUCAACCAGUUCUUUCGGAAUUCCUAAUUCCGUUUCCGAUGAACAUGGAGGCCCUUUGACGUCAACUCCAAUGACUGACAAACGCGGAAGUUGCUUUGAAGACUUCAUUGGUGGGAGGUCUUGCAGCGCAUCGGGACUCACAGCAUGUCCGAAUCCGGUAAAAGCAUAG
This is a messenger RNA of Cooperia oncophora, 594 nucleotides long. Lineage: Eukaryota; Metazoa; Nematoda; Chromadorea; Rhabditida; Trichostrongylidae. The record is from the annotation of a GenBank genome assembly.